Salpingoeca rosetta is the source of this 5217-nucleotide messenger RNA. Its product is annotated as BRG1 protein. Lineage: Eukaryota; Choanoflagellata; Craspedida; Salpingoecidae. Gene Ontology annotation, molecular function: ATP binding; ATP-dependent chromatin remodeler activity; histone binding. Gene Ontology annotation, biological process: DNA repair. The transcript has 19 exons. Gene Ontology annotation, cellular component: Ino80 complex. The record is from RefSeq and is a predicted model, not a curated record. The coding region runs from base 37 to 5217 and encodes 1726 amino acids.
UCUCUCUCUCUCUCUCUCUCUCUCUCGUCGGUAAAGAUGUAUCGACUACACCGGACCAGCAACGAUACAUGGAAGUCGCUGGUGACCUCCUCUGCCAUCACCGACACAAAGGCGCCGCAGGUGCCCGAUGGCAGGCGGCCAUCCACGGCAGGCAUUCAAAGCAAGCGCAAUGCCCUGCACAAGCAUCUCAAGCAGCAAGAACAGCAACAAGAACAGCAGCAGCAGCAGCAGCCACAACUGCAAACGCCAUCGUCAUCCUCGACAGCAGAAGCAGCAAGUGUUGACGCUGAUCAGGCGCUGGGCAACGAUGUCGCUGCCCCACAAACACACCAGCAUGCAUGCCCACUCACUGGCAAGGAGCUAGCGUCCUCCACCCCGUUGUUGCAGGCGUCCACCCUGUCUCUGAAGGACUGUGUGGAUCCAGCAGCGCUUGCGCGCCUCAAGGACGAGUUCGGCCUUCACGUGCCCAUUGAGGAUCAGAGCCCCUGGAACCCGGACGAGGUUCCGCAGCUGGACGCGGCUGAGGACCCAUUUGGGUUUUGCAAGAAUGGGCCACCAAACCUGUACCACAUUGUUCGUCGCGAGGUGCAUCGUGUUCAGGGCAUCCCGCACCACUGUGAUGGAGUCAACAUGUCGUAUCUGCGGCGCGCAGACGCUGCUGCCGUCAAGCCAACAAUCUUCCAGCGCAAAACCUGGCUCUGGCAGGCGCUUGAGAUGGACGCGUGCAAGGAUCUCGACAAGAAGUCGAAGAAGCGAAACGGCGAGCGCUACGUUGCCCGCCUCUCAAAGUACCAUGCACUCAAGCGCAAGUACAGACAGGAGUGCAAGGACAACCACAAGCUUAAGCAGGAGGCGAUCAAGUCUGUGCUGAAGGAGUUUGAGGAGACGUUCAAGGCGUCCAUGUGGACCGUCACCCAAUUUCGUAAGGGCAUCGACCAGCUCGAGACCCCUGACGCAAUCCCCUUUCGCGUGUACAAGGGCAGCAGCAGCAGCAGCAGCAGCAGCAGCAGCAGCAGCAGCAGCAGCAGCAGUAAGGCGCGCGUCGGGGUGAAUGGUGCUGUGAGGGCUGGAGGGAAAGCCAACGGCCACGAUGAUGGUGACGACGGUGAAGCGAAAGCGACAGUAUUGGCGAAGAAGAAGAAGAAGAGCAGGAGGAGCAAAGCCAGCGCAGCGGCCAGCGAUGCGACUGCAUCAUCACCGCACCCGAAGGCCUCCACUGCUGCUGGUGCCAUCAAGCGUGAAGGCGCGAGUGGUGUUGUUGGCGGUGGCACGGACGCUGGCGGCGGUGUUGUGGUGAAGGAGGAGAAGGACGAGGAGCCGCAGGAUCCGGUAGCGGUGCUUGAGAUGCAGAUUGCAACGGCAGAGAAGCACAUGAAGGAAAUCACACACGAGCUUGAUCAGCUGCAGGCACGGCAGCGGCGGGCGUACGGCGAUGCGCAGAUCAUCGCAUCCGUCUCCGCACACGCGUCCAAGAUCCACGUCUCCGUUGCACGGCGUGACAUCUCAAGGGCUGCGCGCUCGUUCAACCAGGGGCGGCAGGCGGUGCAGCACAACUGCCGUAAAGUGGCGACGGAGUGCCAGCGGCGCAUUCGCCAGACGGCCGUCAAGGCCAGCAUCAAGGCCGAGCGCGACAAGAUGAAGAAGUGCAGGAAGCUCGUCAGCGAGAUGAUGCUGUACUGGAAGCGCAAUGAGAAGCUUGAGAAGGAGAAGCGGAAGAAGGCCGAGAAGGAGCUGCAGGAGAAGCGAAAGCGCGACCUCGAGUUGCGCGAGGCCAAGCGCCAGCAGCGCAAGUUCAACUUCCUCAUCACCCAGACAGAGCUCUAUGCCCACUUCAUGUCCCGCAAACUCCAGCAAGGCCCCGGGUCCGGGUCUGCCGCUGCCGAGACGGAGCGCAUCCUGAGCAAGAUUGGCGACACCCCCGUGCACGUGUCAGACCCGUCUCUCGGGCUGGACGACGAACACGGUGGCGGUGUCGGUGGUGUCGGUGGUGGCGAGGACGAGGACGAGAGCGACGAGCAGCUGAAGCGGCGGGCGCUGGAGCAGGCGCAGGAGGCCGUGCUGCGGCACCAGGAGCGCACGCGCCAGUUUGACGCCCGACCAGGCACCCAGGACAAGGAGGAGCUGAACCAGGAGCAGUUUGACCAGCAGUUCAGCCUGGCCAACCCGAGCGUGAAUGCGGACAUGGCGCAGGUGACGCAGCCCACCAUGCUGCGCGGCCACCUCAAGGAGUACCAGCUCAAGGGCCUCCAGUGGUUGGCUGGUCUCUAUUCGCAGGGCAUCAACGGCAUUCUUGCUGACGAGAUGGGGCUCGGCAAGACGGUGCAGUCCAUUGCCACGCUCGCCCACCUUGCCGAACGCGAAGACAUCUGGGGGCCCUUCAUCGUCGUCACCCCGGCCUCCACCCUCAACAACUGGUGCAACGAGAUUGUCAAGUUCUGCCCAGACUUCAAAGUCAUCCCAUACUGGGGCUCGCAAGCGGAGCGCAAGCUGCUGCGCACGUUCCUGAACCCGGCGCGCAUGUACACGCGCGACGCCGACUUCCACGUGAUGGUGACGUCGUACGACAUGGUAGUGCGGGACGCAAAGUACAUUGGCAAGGUCAACUGGCAGUACAUGAUCCUGGACGAGGCGCAGGCGAUCAAAAGCUCAAGCAGCCACCGCUGGACGACGCUGCUCAAGUUCAACUGCAGGAACAGGCUGCUGCUCACAGGCACGCCCAUCCAGAACACCAUGGCGGAGCUGUGGGCGCUGCUGCAUUUCAUCAUGCCCACGCUGUUUGACUCGCACGCGGAGUUCAACCAGUGGUUCUCCAAGGACAUUGAGAGCCACGCCGCCAACAGCAACACGGAACUGGACCGCACGCAGCUGUCGCGAUUGCACAUGAUCCUCAAGCCGUUUAUGCUUCGCCGCGUGAAGAAGAACGUUGAGCACGAGCUACCUGGCAAGACCGAGGUGAUGAUGCACUGCCACCUGACGGCAAGACAGAAACGCCUGCACCGCCGCCUCCGCGCCAACCUCAACAUUGACCAGCUGGUCGUGGCAUCGUCGUCGCGUGGUGGUGGUGGUGGACGGCGUGGUGGUGGUGGUGGCGGCGCGGAUCGUGAUGUGGAGAAGCUGUUGAACCUCAUGAUGCAGUUCCGAAAGGUGUGCAACCACCCCAACCUGCUCAACCGGCGUAUCAUGCGCACGUCGUUUGUUGUCGAGGCGCCGCGCUGGCGUCGCGGCCACGAGCCCCUGGAGGCGAUGCCCCUCGUCGCCUACACCACCGCCACCGCCCUCCCGUGGACCAUGCCCAGGCUCCUCUUUGAAAACAUGCCCGCGCGCGCCGUUGCGCCGGGCGAGAUGGGCCACCGCCCCUUGUUGGCGCAGGCGUGCGGUGUGCACAGUGCUGCACAUGUGCUUGCAGGCAUGCUUGGGGAGGCGUGGCCUUUGUCCCGCAGUCCACGCAGCCGGAACGCAAUGAUGAUGAUGAUGAUGAAGAUGAAGGAAGACGGGACAGAGGAGAGCACUGGCAGUGUUACUCGUGGUGAUGGUGGUGGCGGCGUGCGAAUGCGUGUUCGCGCUGAUGAAUGUGCGGAGAGCAGCCUACAUGGGUGUCUGUUGUUUGCGGGGGUGAGCCCGCAGGACGUGGAAGACACGAUGACGGCGAGUAACAGCCAACUGCUACUGCUGGCGCAAUUGGCGCUCGCACACGACCACGCCAGGAAGCAGCGCUAUGUCCUCACCAGCGGCCGAGACACAACCACUGCUGAUGAUGGUGAUGGUGAUGGUGUUCGUGGUGGGCGUGGGAAUGCGAGUGUCGAUAGCAGCAGCGGUGGUGGCAGGGGUUGCGGGGUGUGGAGCGGGCCUGUGCUGGCGCUGCCACCGCGUGGUGUUGAGAUGUUUGACGACAGUACGAUUCUCGCACCGCGACGGGCCAUGAUGGCAGCAAUCACCACGGCCUGGAAACACACGGACUUUUAUGUUCCAAAGGCGAUUGCGCCGCCGCCGCUGCCGUUGUGCUCGUCCCCGGCGUAUGCGCGGGCGAUUGCACCGCUGCUCACCGCCGACAACGACCCCUUCACCGCCGCCCUCACCCGCUCCAUCAGCCCGGCGCGGGUGUGCACGCGUCGUGCCGCCCUGUACGCAACAACAACAACGACGGCGACGACAGCAACACCGACGGUCGAUGGCAACUGGCUCGAGGCAUCAAAGCCGGAACACGGAUGGAUCAGAUGCUUCCACCCUUCGAUGGACGACCUUGUUCGGGACUGCGGGAAGCUGCAGGCUCUUGACCGGCUGUUGAGUCGUCUGAAGAAGGAGGGCCACCGCGUCCUCAUCUAUUCCCAGAUGACCCGCAUGAUCGACAUCCUCGAGGACUUUAUGACGUACCGCAAGUACAAGUACAUGCGCCUCGAUGGCUCCUGCAAGAUCAGCGACCGCCGCGACAUGGUCGCAGACUUCCAGUCGAGGGACGACAUCUUUGCGUUUAUCCUGUCGACGCGUGCCGGCGGAAUUGGCAUUAACCUGACGGCGGCAGACACGGUCAUCUUUUACGACAGCGACUGGAACCCGACCGUGGACCAGCAGGCCAUGGACCGCGCACACCGCCUCGGCCAGACACGCCCGGUGACUGUGUAUCGGCUGAUCACGAAGGGGACGGUUGAGGAGCGUAUUCUGCACCGAGCGCAGGAGAAGAGCAAAGUGCACCAGCUGGUGAUCCAGGGUGGCGGGUUUGCACCAGAGAAGCUCAAGUCAAAGGAAGUCGUCUCCCUCCUCCUUGAUGACGAGCUCGAACGAAAGAUGGAAGAGGAGCGAGCAAAGGCGGAGCAGAAGAAGCAGGAGAAGCAGAGCAAACGCAAGGACCGCAGCAAGAAGACGCCAACGCCAACACCAACACCAACACCGGCCGGUGCUGGGAACGCCACCGAUGAUGACAAUGAUGACAAGGGCAGCGGCGAUGCAGGGAGCACUCGUGGCCGUGGUCGCGGUCGUGGUCGUGGUCGUGGUCGUGGCCGUGGAAGAGGGACAGGUACAAGGAGAGGAAGAAGUGGGACAGGGGGAGAGAGGGGAAGGGGAAGGGGAAGAGGGACUCGGGGCAGCGCGAGCACCGGUGCCGGGAGAGCACGGGGAGGGAAGGCGGCAGAUGGAGGGAGUGGCAGUAGCAGCAGCCGAGGUACACGCGGCACACGGGGCGCACGGGGGAGAGGAAAGGGAAGUCGUCACCGGUCAAGUUGA